Molecule: messenger RNA, 1735 nt
Organism: Eruca vesicaria subsp. sativa (arugula)
Lineage: Eukaryota; Viridiplantae; Streptophyta; Magnoliopsida; Brassicales; Brassicaceae
Source: the annotation of a GenBank genome assembly
AAAAACCUUACAAAGUCAUACCGCAGCCUCCGCCCCCCCCAACCACUCACCCAUUCAAAAGGCCAAAACAUCACCACCACCUGCAAAGCAUCAGCAGUAAAACCCUAAAGGGAUUCGACGAAAGAGACACAACCCAAUAUCCUAUCUUCGUCUCUCCGUCUUGCCCUUUCUCCAAAAUCUCAUCUUUCUUAUUAUUACCAAAGAUGUCGAUGUCUUGAGGUCUUCCACUGUCAUCACCAUCUACCCCUUCAUAACCAGGACCUGUAAUCAUGGGCAAGACUGGAAUCAACUUGUUCGACGACACGAGUAAUGGGUUCUUCUCAGUUUCCGAUUUGGGAUCCGACUGGAGCCUCCAGAACCCAAACUACCGCCCAGUUGGUGGGUUGUUCGCUAGUGUUAAUCAGUUAGGAGCUGGGUUCGGGUCAGGAUUCGGGUCUGGAGCUCCUCCAAACAGAGACAACAAUAGCUUCACUGCUCAGCUCAAUGAUUUGUGCACAAAGUACUUGCCUUUCAAAGAAGUGGAGGUUGAAGAAGAAGAAGAAGUGAUUGGUGAGAAGAAGCUUAAGAAGAAGAAAGGAGGUUUCAAGCUGAAGCUCAAGAUCUCCAAUCCUUCCUUGCGGCGGCUUUUCAGCGGUGCUGUGGCCGGAGCGGUUUCCAGGACGGCGGUUGCUCCUUUGGAGACCAUUAGGACUCAUCUAAUGGUCGGAAGCGGCGGCGAGUCCACCACCGAAGUGUUCCGUGAUAUCAUGAAACAUGAAGGGUGGAAAGGUCUCUUCAGGGGUAAUUUGGUCAAUGUCAUUCGAGUAGCACCUGCUCGUGCCGUUGAGCUUUUUGUAUUCGAGACAGUUAACAAAAAGUUGACUCCGAAGCUCGGAGAAGAUUCGAAAGUUCCCAUCCCAGCUUCAUUGCUCGCUGGUGCUUGUGCUGGUGUUAGCCAAACCCUCUUGACAUACCCUCUCGAGCUAGUCAAGACCCGUCUUACAAUUCAGAGAGGUGUGUACAAGGGAAUAUUGGAUGCGUUUGUCAAGAUAAUUAGGGAGGAGGGCCCGACAGAACUUUACAGGGGACUUGCCCCGAGUCUUAUAGGAGUGGUUCCAUAUGCAGCAACAAACUACUUCGCCUAUGAUUCCUUAAGAAAGGCAUACCGUAAGAUGGUGAAGAAAGAGAGCAUCGGAAACGUGGAGACUCUUUUGAUUGGUUCUUUGGCUGGUGCGUUGUCCAGUACGGCGACUUUCCCCUUGGAGGUUGCUCGGAAGCAUAUGCAGGUGGGAGCAGUUGGUGGAAGGGCGGUUUAUAAGAACAUGUUGCACGCUUUGGUCUGUAUACUGGAGCAAGAAGGUCUUGCAGGUUGGUACAGAGGGCUUGGACCGAGUUGCUUGAAGUUGGUUCCUGCAGCUGGAAUAUCUUUCAUGUGCUAUGAGGCGUGCAAGAAGAUACUCGUUGAGAACAAUAACGAGGAAGCCUGAGCUAUGUUUGUCACAAUGACUAAAAUGGGUUCUUAUGGCUGAUGAUUCUGCAACUAUACGUGUACUUGUUUAGACUCCACAUUCACAGUUAGGAGAUUUGAGUUUGAAAUUUUGGGCAGGCACAUUAUUGAUUUUUGUGGAACUAAACAUCCGUAAGAUUUAUCUGUUUUUUUGUUUGGUUUUUGUAUUGUGUUCUUGAUCUGACAUAGCGUUGCUUUAUUUGUUGCUUGCUCAAAUAAGUUGGAAAUGCAAUCUGUUUUUGAGUUCAC